CUCAUUAAAGCUCCUCGAACUCUUUUCUUCUAUUGGUCUGAACUUACAGAAAUGGUUCAAUACAAACUCACCUACUUCGACGGGCGUGGACCAGCGGAGGUCAUCCGUCAAAUUUUUGUCCUUGCUGGCGCGGAGUAUGAAGACGUACGAAUCCCUCGUGACGAAUGGCCAAAGCACAAAUCAGAAAUGCCGUUUGGCCAAAUGCCAGUGCUAGAAGUUGAUGGACAACAGCUCGCACAGUCCUUUGCCAUCGCUCGUUUCCUCGCUAAGAAGUUUGGACUUACUCCCAAGUGCCCGUUCGAGGAAGCGCAGGUCGAUUCCCUUAUGGAUCAAUUCAAAGACUUCCAGAAUGAAGUCAGACCGGCAUUCACGGUGAUGCUUGGCUUUGCUGAAGGUGAUAAGGACAAACUCAUCAAGGAAGUGUUGCUGCCAGGACGCGAUAAGUUCUUUGGCUUCAUGACAAAAUUCCUGAAAAAGAACAAUACUGGUUACCUCGUCGGCAGUUCAAUUACUAUUCCCGAUUUGCUCCUUGCUGAGUUUUCCUCGGAAAUGUCGAAAAAGGUUCCUAAUCUUCUUGAGGGAUAUCCUGAGAUCAAAGCACAUGCUGAGAAGGUUCGCUCUAAUCCUGCUCUCAAGAAAUGGAUUGAGACUCGACCAGAAACACCAUUUUAGAUUAUUUGCUGUCUCA
Messenger RNA from Cylicocyclus nassatus, 688 nucleotides. Lineage: Eukaryota; Metazoa; Nematoda; Chromadorea; Rhabditida; Strongylidae. The record is from the annotation of a GenBank genome assembly.